AAGUACAUAGAUAAAACAUCCCUGCAAUUGGAAUUUCGCCUCAUCAUCUCUCAGCCCUUCCAACCUGCCAAUCCCAACUCCAAAAUCCCAACUUUGAGGUUGGCUGACUAGAAUUUGUCAAUUAACAAAAUGCCGUCCGAUGAGUGGAGUGAUCCUGAAUACGACGUUCCUCUUCAACACAAACGCCCUUUUGGAUCAGGGUUAAAGCGAAAACGGGUUGUUUUCAUCCCAGCUUCUUCAGGCAACCUUAACACUACAGAAGAGAAUACACCUGCGGAACCCUCCAAAUCUGUAGCUGAUUUAUACUUGAGCAUUGUAUUGCCGAAGGAAAAGGAGACUAGCCAGUCAAGCUCAGCAGAAAGCUCGGGUGGUGCUACUACCACUCCUCGAGUUUGUGAAAUUUGUCAGCUACCUUUAGAGGAGCAAGAAUCCCUUGAAAACGGGUCCGCAAUCAAUAAGAAAGAGAAGGCGAAUUCUCGACCACAUGAGGCCUCGAUAGCACAUCAGGUAUGCUUGGCUCAUUCGCAUCCGCCUUCGGCUCUAGACCGGUCGCGAAUGGGUUUGAAUGUCCUCCAGUCUCAAGGGUGGGAUCCAGACUCACGAAAAGGGCUGGGCGUCGAGCAACAAGGUAUGCAACAUCCCAUCAAAGUAAAGCCAAAGAACGACACCCUAGGGAUAGGAGUCCAAGUACCGAAGAACCUACCGGCCAAGAAGGAGAAAGCAAAGACUUAUGACGCCAAAAAGAUACGGAAGAUGGCCUUGGAGGACAAGAAGCGGCACGAGAAGCUCCGGCGACAGCUCUACAGCAAUUCAGAUGUGGAAAAAUACCUAGGUUCCGGAUGAAACACGGCACGUCUUUGUUGAAUAGGUAUCAUAUCAUGACGCGCUUACCUACCUACCUAAUUGCAUUAAGAAUCGGUCUGAGACCAACUGAUUAUAUGAGAUACCCCUUUUUUAUAUAUAUAGACUGUCGAUAGACUUUUAGUCGAAUUAUUCUACAUGUAGAUAUGUACUAGAUUAAAAAGGACGAUACAAUUUGGGUGGCUGGAUUAAUUACAUACUGGUACAUUAUCUGUGGCUUGAUUUAUUAACCUUCAAUAUGUACGUAGUAGGCACUCUAUUCCAAUCUCCAUCGGUUUCGAUGGACGCUUAAUCCGUCGCAGUAUGUAUGAC
Messenger RNA from Daldinia caldariorum, 1173 nucleotides. RefSeq lists its product as uncharacterized. Gene Ontology annotation, molecular function: nucleic acid binding. NCBI's taxonomy places the organism in Eukaryota, Fungi, Ascomycota, Sordariomycetes, Xylariales, Hypoxylaceae. The transcript has a single exon. The record is from RefSeq and is a predicted model, not a curated record. Bases 130 to 843 code for a protein of 237 amino acids.